UCAAAAUAAUUGUCGUAAAAAUUAUUAUCGUAAACCAGAAACAGAAAGUCGGUGAAAAGAAAAUUCCAGGCAAAUUUCGUAACAAACACAAUUUAAACAUUUGUUGUAGUUCAGAUUUCACUAUUAUAACAGAAGUAAAGGCUACAAGUGGAUGAAAUAAAGUAAAGAAGUCCAAUAUGUUGGAUGUUACAGUGAAAACUUUGGAUGGCCAAAAUAGAAGUUUCAGUGUUCCUGAAAACACUACAGUUCGCCAGUUUAAGGAGAAAAUUUCAAACUCAAUUAGCAUACUACCCGACACACAACGAUUGAUAUUUCAAGGUCGUGUUCUACAAGAUGAUAAACUAUUGAAAGAUUAUGAUGUUCAUGGAAAAGUCGUUCACGUUGUUUUGCGGCCGCCACCAGGCAGUGGGAGACCAGCGGGCAAUGACAACCACCAGCCAAGCACGGCACCUCCAGGACGCGACGUAAACAGUGUGGUGGUAGGCUCCUUCAGUCUUCCCUCAGAUAUCAUUGACACAAAUAUGGUACAGAAUAUAGCCCAAGAAGCAAUACGUAGUAUGGGAGACAUGGGAAGAAAUGCACGAGUCUCAACAAGAACAUCACCGGAUGGCUCAGCUGUAGAUGUACACAUACAUUUAGGCCCUGUACAAACUGGAGCAACAGUCAGCGAGGCCCAGAUGAGGUUAAACACAGCUCGACAGAUGAUGAGACUAGCAACAGAGGCCCUUAAUCAACUUGAAAAUCCUGAGGGAACAAACAACACUGCAUCCAACACACAGACAGCAAACACAGAACCAGUCCCUGCAGCAGGAAGUAGUGGAGCGCAGGAAACACAGAGAGACACAGAGAAACAGUCUGUUCCAUCUCCUAUGGAUACAUCUGAUACCAGUGAACCUAGUAGCAGUCAAACAGGUGGAGCCACACCAUCAAGUACAGAACCAGGGUCUACACAAGGCUCUGCAAGGAGCAGCCCAACAGCCAAUCAGGGCACAGAAACAUCCUCAACUGACCAAUCAAAUAGUACACAGCAACAAAAUGGCAGUCAGCAGCCACGUGGCCCAGUAAGGCCUAACGUGAGUGCAUUAGGUGAGGUGUUGGUAGAAGUGAACGAAUUAAACAGAAGAUUACAGCCACAUAUAGAACGAUUUACUAGAAUUGUUCAAGAUGAUGGAGAAAUGAAUGAAAAUGAGCAACGAGAGAACCAGAGGGUUUGUAACAUGGUACCGGAAGCAAUGCAUGCGGUCAGUCACGCUUAUCACGCAAUCAGUGACCUGAUGGUAGACCUGGGACAGAACCGACCACGACAGUUAUACGUGACCCUUGCCAUUGCUCAACCUCACACAGCUGUCAUUCAACAGGCUAUACCUGUACAGGCUCAGAUACAAGUUGGGGGCAGUCCACGAUUAAUUCGCCGCCAAUUUGCUGCUAACAGAGCCUCACAGGUGCCCACAAACACAACUCAGGCACCCUCAGUGGCGGUUCCAAGCUCAGUUAGUGGACUAGCAUCCUCUACUACAACUACUGGAACCAGCACUGGUCCACAGCCAGCUACAGUUACAACAGGUACCCAGUCAAAUGAAGCCGCCGGAACUCAGCCACCUACCAGCAGUUUUGGUGCCCAGCAUGAUGCUGGAAUAAGUAAUGAAGAAAUGCAGAGAAUCACACAACAGAUGUCAGCUGGGCUUCAGAAUGUUCUUGGACAGGGAUUAAGGCAAGGGGAUGGCACUCCUGAUAACCCGUAUGUUUUUGUGGAGAUGGGACCAGAUAGUAUGACAGUGAACAGUAUCUCUGCUGAAGUUGUGACCACAGACGAGAAUGGUGUUCAAACAACCCAUACAUCUGAGACUGAUAGCACAGCUGGGUCAGUUGGUACAACCAAUGUCCCUGCCCCUCCCCAGACAGGAAGUCCGGCUACAGCACCACCUGAUGGCCAGCAAGGGGCUGAUCAAGGACAGGGAGGAAUCUUGCCACCAAACUUUAUACAGAGUCUUGUGCAACAGAUUGUCAGUCAAACAGGUCAAGGCCAACCACAAAGAAUGCAAAUCAAUAUAGGUCAAGGUCCCGCUGGUAUGAUGGGAAUGUCUGCUCCAGGUAUGCCAAUGGGCAUCAGAUUAGGACCUCGUAUUGUGCGACCUCCAGGUAUGCAGAGGAACGAGUCUGGUACCCAGACUGCAGGAGCCAAUGGGAUACCAGCCAACAGUGGUACUCAAACCUUUGCCACACCAACUAGUGCAUCUGGUACCCAGACUUCUACUGGAGUAUCAACACCUAGCAGUACAUCGGGGACUCAGACACCAGGUGCCCCUCGUGCUGCAGCAUUUGUCGUGCCCGGAAUGCCAGGUCUAGCACAGAAUAUCAGCCCAGUGGACCAAUAUCUACCAUGUUCAUCCAGAUAUUUCCUAUCACAACAUGCUAGAGGUAUCAUCAAUCAAACUGGUGGACCUCAGAACACAGAAACAGCAUUGGCUGACAUGGUGAGCAAUUUGAUGUCCGGUCUCAUAGGGGGACCUCAACCAUCAGGUGCCCAAGCAUCAGGAACUGCCACACCCACAACUGCCACAGGAACUCCAGCAUCUUCUACAACAGGAAGUGACCCAAGACCUACUGGGAUUCGUAUCGGCGCUCCUGGUGCCACAUUCCAGCUUGGUGGAAUGCCAGGGUUCCCUGUUGGGUUGGGUGGUAUGUUUCGUGGUCAGAUGCCAUUCAUGCAAGGAAUGAGAUUCAGGGUUGGAACUCCAAGACAGAAUAUGCCAGGUGCAAGACCACAACAAGCCCAGCAAGCCUCAAACACAACAGGUACACCUGGACAGGGGUCAACACCAGCAACAAGUGGGACACAAGGGAGCACAGGGGGUUCUGAACCUCAGUUUGUACAGAUGUUGAGAACAAUGUUGUCUUCUGCUGGUCAGCAGCAAGGUCAACAACCUGGUAACCAGUCCAGUAAUGCCACUACUACUGGCUCUCAGCAACAGACUGGUACCCAAUCAGCAGGAGCUAUCAGUGAUGAAGCUUUCACACAGCUUGUCAGUGGUAUAACAGGUUACAUGUCACAAGCAGCCGUGGGCCAGGCACCAAGACAAACAAUAGCAGAAUUCUUGUCAGAUUUAGGACAAAACUAUGGAAUUCCACAAGGGGAAGGUUUCAUCAAUGACAUAAUGUCUUGUAUUUUGUCUCAUCUCCAAAUCACUGACUUGAUUUCUGUGUUCUAUGGGUCACCAGCACCACUUAACCAGGUUCAGCGACCCUUGAGAGAGUUUAUCUCAACAAGAGUUCUGAAUGACUUGACACCAUGCCCAGAAAAUAUACGCACAUCUGUAGAAGAACUGGUAGAAUCAAUGCAGACUGAAAUACAAGAAACUGUGAAUUCAACACAACCAAGACCACACAUUGACUUUCUAGCAACACUGAAUCAUUUCUUGAAUCAGCAAUUUUACAAUGUUGUCUCACUUAUAAUGAAUGCUAGAGAUGGGGAUGUACAUUUUGGCCAGGAUCUGUAUGCAUGUGUAAGGAGAUUGUUGUCUGAGUUGUUUAUACUGAGCAGCAGAUGUCUAGGGGGAAUGCAGAAUGUUGAACGUAUGGUCUCACAAAGAUUGCAAUCAUUAACUACAGGUGUAAACCCAUUUAUACAAGAUUGGAUGGCAGCCAUGACAAACCGUCAGAUCAGUCAGUUCAUUCCAACAAUUAUUGUAACUGAAGGUGAAAUCUCACAUUAUCUUGUAUAUAAAGAGGUUGGGCAACCGUCUGCUGGAGCCUCGUCAUCACAAGCCGCAAAGAAAACUAGCGAGGUGAAAAAAACUGCUUCAAAGUCAUCUACUCCAUCGUCUGGGUCAGGGUCGAAGAGAGAUUCAUCACCUAUAAGGGCACCUUCACCUAAAAGGGUUAGUGUUCCAUCACGCCAGGAGAAAAGGAAAAGAGAAGUGGAACCAAUGGAGACAAGUUCACCCGUGUCUUCGUCACCUGGAGCGUCAGCUAUUGAAGUUGACAACCAAAGGACACCUCCUGUGAGUGAAGUGAAAGGAGCAGCAUCAGCAAAUGGUAACAGUAAGCCUCCAGCUCCAGCUGAAAAUCAUCCAUCCCCAUCAGGGGCACAGACUGUUAAUGGAGACUGGCAAUCUGUUGUUCCACCUGAAUGGGUAGAAGUUAUAACACAAGAUAUAGAAAAACAGAGGAACCAACCUCAACAACGGCCACAUAGUGAUGUUUAUCUUCAAGGAGUGCCACCAAAAAGAAGACGGAUGAUGACACAGGAUAGACCUGGAGAUUUAUCAAACACAAGUGAAGUUCUACCCGAGUCUAUACGUCGAGCAGUGGCGGCUGCAGCGGUUGAACCAAUCAGCAGCCUGGAAAAUCUUUCGUCAGAAGUGACCAAUGACACUGAUUUACAACAAGCCUUUGAGACAAAUUUAAGCAAUACACUGUCACAAAGAGUUAACAAUGACAAAGACUUUAAACCUGAAAGGUUUCCAAAUACAGAAGAAUAUUUCCAUAAAGGUUCUGAUAAGAAGAAAUGAAGGAAAAACUAGGAAUGUUACAAAUUUUAAGAUAUUUCUGCAGUGGGUGAAUAUAGUUGAUAAUUGAUGAGAGUUUUAUUUGAAGAGAGAUCUUUUUUUCAUUCAAUUCAAUUUUGGAAAGUUUACUAUUAAAUUAUAAGUAUAUAAUUGUCAAUAUUUCAAGGUGACUGGAUGAGAAUUGGAUAAAAGUAAACUACAUUUGGAGAGAUUUGUUUUAACAUCUUAUAAAUCAUACAUACUCUCUGACAUUUGUAAGAAACAUGGAGUGUCUUGAGAAUAGAUAGAUCAGCUGUUUUGUAAGGCUUAUUUGAGACAAAGUGUUUUUCAUUUGCUCAGAAAUAAUUGGGCAUUUAUUCCUUAAGUUACUAAUGUUUUAUGAUAUUUCACUGUAUAAAUAUUGUAUUUUACGCUGUUUUAUAAAUAGAGGUCAUUUUAUUGUCAUAGACAAAGAAUUGUGUCAAUUAUAACCUACAUCUAGAUAGGUUACUUAUCAUAGGAUAUAAAUUAUUACUCUACCCCUCUAUCGAACAUUUCCUCUAUCAUAAAUCUCUUGUUAUAAUAAAUCCCUUCUAUGAUAAACUCCUCUAUGAUAAACUCCUCUAUGAUGAACCUAUCUAUUAUAAACCCCAUCCAUUUUCCUAUGAGUUUAUUUUAAGAAAUCUUUUAAAUAUUUUUAGAUCUCCUGCUAUUAAUGUAUAAUUCUAUUUAGACCAUUUACUCUCAAAAUAAGAGUUGUUGUUGAAUAAGUCAACUUAUGCGUAGGCUGGUUAAGUGUAUGGAACAUGUUCUGAAGGCUGUAAAUUAAUCAAUAACAUGCCCUUCUACUUGAUUUUUAAUUAACCAAUGAAUGAUAUUGGACAGAUCUUCCACAUUGCCAGCAAAUUCAAAAGAAAAAUAGAGGACUCGACAAAGAGUUUUUUCAGUCGACUUAAUUGUAAGAUCUGUACUGACUAUUUGAACAUAAUUAAAAGUAUGGGUACAGUUUGUAAUGUGAUGAUUUAGUGAUUGGCAAUGUUAAUUAUGAAGAUUUCCUCUAGGUUAUAUGAAGAUUUUCACUGGGUUUUAUGAAGAUUUUCACUAAAUUAUAUGAAGACUUUCAUUAAGUUAUAUUAAGAUUUUCAUAAAGUUAUAUGAAAAUUUUCACUGGGUUAUAUGAAGAUUUCCACUAGGUUAUAUGAAGAUUUCCACUAUGUCAUAUAAAGAUUUUCACUAGGUUAUAUGAAGACAUUCACUAAGAUAUAUGAAGAUUUCCACUAAGUUAUAUGAAGAUUUUCAUUGGGUAAUAUGAAUAUUAUCACUAGGUUACAUGACCCUUUAUAAAUUGAUGUCAGCUUGAAUAUUAUUAAUAUUCAUACCCAAAUUUUGUAGGCAACUUGACCUGAUAUUUUCCAAGUUUUUUUCUGUCAUGCCUCUGUAGCGCUGAUCAUAUGCAAGGACUGAAGUUUUAUUAUUGAACACACAUAAUGCAAAAUCGAAGUUUAUUUUCUUGAGGGGGACAUGUAUUAGAUUAAGAAAACAGUUGUAAAAUAAAAAUGGUUAUUGAUUUUAAUUCUUUGAUAUCUAGAAGGAAAAGAUGAUGUCAACAUCAGUAUUUUAGGCCAUAAAGAAAAAAUCUUCUGAUCCCUUAUUUUCAAUAGUUGUAAAACUAACCUUGAAUGACAUUGUGCGUAGUGAUCCACAAAAAUGUGGUGAUGAUUCACUAAGUUUUUCAAGGAACAUGACAAAAUGUUUGUAUUUCAUUUAUAGUACUACAUGUAUAGAACAAAUUGGGUUUUUAUUGAAAUGGAUAAAAAAUGUAACAUUUAGUGUUCACACUUAUUUUUGUUUAUUGAAUAUGGACUUAUUUAUUGUUUAAUUACAUUGUUAAAAUGUGGUUUAAAGAAGAGAUUUAUUCUCUGUGAAGAUAGCCACAAUAUUGACUUACUUACUGUAAGUCAUUAUUAUAGAGCAAGGCCAAUCUGCUUACCUCAGCAAUCUGGCUAGACUCUAUUGCUGACUUGCCUAUAUAUAAGGAAUUAAAAUGUCACAUCCCUAGUGUCAGUUUAACCCUGAACCUGCUUUAUAUGUUAAAUGGACUUGUCUAGUUUCCAUUUUUGGAACUGCCCAUUAUCAAAUUUGGGGAUAUUAAGAUGAAAAUGUUCAGUUAGUCAGCCAACAGUAUAGAGCCUGCUUACACUGACUGCUCAGACUGGCCUGGCUCUAUACUUGUGGGAAAGGAUAAUCACUUCUUGUUGAAAGUGUAAAAAUAUAUCAAUUUUCACUGCUUAAGUGACAGUUUUGUAUGUUUUAUGCAAAAUAUGAAUGUAUUAGUGAUUAAUAGUACUAGUAUCAUAAGUAUACACUUUUACUAAAGAUAAAAGGACUACAACUGCAUAUUUUGGCAGGUUUUAGCCGGGGAAAAUGAAUAUUUAGCUUUAAUCAUUUUAUUCAUUCACUUGACUAAAAAUGUCUUUACCAGAACAAUUAAUAUUUUGUUGUAGGAAAAUAAGGAUGCAUCUUAAGGUACCAAUGGACAUCAGGACAUGUCUGGUAUACAACUAUAGAAUGGAGCGGGUUAAACUGACAAUGAUAUUUUUCUUUUAUUUAAAAUGUUCAAUGAAAUAAAUAUAAAAAUGUUCAAAUUACUACAUGUAUUACCUCAAUAUCUGUGACUCAUUUUAUCACCAUAGCAACAUAUUACAUGUGUAUAUCCUUAAUUACAGGAGCUUGAUAUUCUGUCAAUAAAUAAGAAAUAAUGUCAAAUGUAUACAACCUGUACAAUAAAAUAAAUAAAUAAGCAUAAGGAAUACAAUAUAUUUGAUGUUAUAUUAUUAUUUAUUGACAGACUAUAACGUUCCUGUGGUUUAAUACUCUUUUAUAACAAUUGAAUUUUUAGUCUUAAAUAAUAACAUGCCAUUUUUGAGAAUAGUAAAACUGUGUGUAUAUAUUGUAUGUGUUGAACAUAUUUGUAAAACAAGCACACAAGAUUAUAGACAUAAAUAUUCUUUGUGGAAAAUACUGUAACUUUUAUUCAGUGAAACAAGAAACUCAUUCCUUACCAGACAUACAAACACAGCAACUUGUUCAUAUGUACUUGUUUAUUGUGACAGACAUAUAGCUAAAAUACUGUUUAUGUACCUCUUAACCUGACCUAUCAAUAAAGUUUUGUUAAAUAUUAACUUUAUCAGAUGAAAUCAGCUAGUUCAAAUGAAAUUUGAUUGUCUGAUUCAAAUUUUGUAAUAAAAAUACAUGGUCAUUC
This is a messenger RNA of Ruditapes philippinarum (Manila clam), 7749 nucleotides long. RefSeq names its product large proline-rich protein BAG6-like. Bases 177 to 4511 code for a protein of 1444 amino acids. NCBI's taxonomy places the organism in Eukaryota, Metazoa, Mollusca, Bivalvia, Venerida, Veneridae. Gene Ontology annotation, cellular component: BAT3 complex. The record is from RefSeq and is a predicted model, not a curated record. The transcript is spliced from 28 exons. Gene Ontology annotation, molecular function: polyubiquitin modification-dependent protein binding; misfolded protein binding.